Messenger RNA from Penicillium lagena, 1272 nucleotides. RefSeq names its product Carboxylesterase type B. The record is from RefSeq and is a predicted model, not a curated record. Gene Ontology annotation, molecular function: carboxylic ester hydrolase activity. NCBI's taxonomy places the organism in Eukaryota, Fungi, Ascomycota, Eurotiomycetes, Eurotiales, Aspergillaceae. The coding region runs from base 1 to 1272 and encodes 423 amino acids. The transcript is spliced from 5 exons.
AUGGCGUCGAUCAGUAUCUGGGAAUGCGGCGGGGGUUACGCCAAUAAUGCUAACGGUAACUAUAAUGGCAGUGAGGUGGUCGAGCGCUCGGGGCUUGAUAUGAUAUUCGUGAAUUUUAACUAUCGUGUUGGUGCCUUGGGGUUUUUGGCCAGUGAGAACGUUCGAAAGGACGGCGAUCUCAACGCCGGACUUCUUGAUCAGAGAAAGGUUUUGGAAUGGGUACAGGAGAACAUCCGGGAAUUCGGUGGAAGUAAAACGCAAGUCGUCAUCCACGGUGAUUCGGCAGGUGCUGGAUCAGUUGCGCACCAUCUCGCGGCCUACCGCGGGACAUCUAGCAAAAUGUUCUCUGGGGCUAUUGCAGAGUCUUCCUUCUGGCCCACGCAACGGACUAUUGCCGAUAUGGAAUUUCAAUACGAAAGAUUCGUGGAAGAUGUCAACUGUCACGAAGCAGACGAUCCACUUGCCUGUCUUCGCGCUGCCGACAUCCAAACCAUUCAAGCGGCAAACGUCGAUAAGCCAUUUCCAGGCGGGAACACCAACCCGGCACCACUGUGGUACUUUCUCCCUGUCGUUGACGGAUGCCUGAUUACUAGUAGCUUGUAUGAUUCCUUUUCGAGUGGCCAAUUUGUUCGGGUUCCACUCAUGGUCAGCGAUGACACGAAUGAAGGCACCGAUUUCGCAUACAAUGCUACAGACCAAGCUGAGAUGGCCCAGUUCAUGAAAAACAACUAUCCCAAGCUCACAGAGAACCAAUUGGACCAAGUCAACAAAGCGUAUCCCCUUGUGGACCUUCUCCCUAAGCAUGCAGCAUAUUUCCCAUCGGCAAGUGCCGCCUACGGGGAGUCGACAUUUACCUGCCCCGGAAACCUGAUGGCGGCAGCCAUGGCACGAACCUUCGGCCCCGACAAGGUCUGGAACUACCGAUACAACGUCCGGGAUCCCAUCGAGAUUGCGAACGGUAUGGGUACACCCCACGUCUUUGAUUUGCCUGCGAUUUUUGGAAUUGGGGAAACGAACGAACCGACCUUAUCGUACCCCAGCAUUAAUAAGGACAUUAUAAACACCGGCAUGGACUACUACAUUAGCUUCGUCAAAGUGCAGAACCCUAAUUACUUCAAAAACGCGAAAGCUCCGGAGUGGAAGCCUUGGGGUUCAGGAUCCGGACAGCGCAUGAAGCUUCAGACGAAUUCGACGCAGAUGGAGGCAGUUCCUCGGUCACAGCUGGAUCGUUGUAAGCUCUGGCUGAACCUGGCGGCCAGCAUGGAACACUGA